Sitodiplosis mosellana (orange wheat blossom midge) is the source of this 4362-nucleotide messenger RNA. Its product is annotated as zinc finger protein 107-like. Gene Ontology annotation, biological process: regulation of transcription by RNA polymerase II. The transcript is spliced from 7 exons. The coding region runs from base 182 to 4114 and encodes 1310 amino acids. Gene Ontology annotation, molecular function: DNA-binding transcription factor activity, RNA polymerase II-specific; RNA polymerase II transcription regulatory region sequence-specific DNA binding. NCBI's taxonomy places the organism in Eukaryota, Metazoa, Arthropoda, Insecta, Diptera, Cecidomyiidae. Gene Ontology annotation, cellular component: nucleus. The record is from RefSeq and is a predicted model, not a curated record.
AAAUCCAUGAAAACCAACUUCACGUCAAUAAAUGCAAUUGAGUUUUGUUUACGGAUUGAGAGUAUGCACGAAACGAAGUGUCAACAUUGACAUAACAAACAACUGAGUGAAUUUGCUAAAACAAUACCCAUUGCAAAAAUGCAUUGUAUUAAGAUUUAAAUGACGAUUUCAAAGCCAUAAAAUGACUUCGAUGGAUAAUUUAAUCGCUCCGCAAUUUGCGGCCAUCAAACAAGAUAAUGUAAUAGGCGAUUGGUUCCAUUGCCAAUUUUGCCCAAUGAGUUUUGGCAUGUACGACGAGUAUAAAGCGCAUACCUUUGGCCACUUUAGCACACAAACAUGUACCGGUUGUAAUGUGCGUCUCAUCCAAAUCUGUGACAAAUGGUUCGAAGUGCAUACAGUGGCCAAUUGUCAAAACAACCAUCAUGUCCAUACAUUCAACACGAACAACGCAGGCCACAAUGAUAACGGUGAGAUUAUGGUUAUCAAGCAAGAGCCACCAGCCGAAAUGGAGGCAGCACAACUCGAUGAGCUUCUCAAUGUCAAACCCGAUGUUGAUUUGGAUGAUUUCGGUGAAAUUUUUGCGGCAAACUUAAAUACGAUUGAAAUGAGUGAAAAUAAUGGCGGCUUCGACACAACUCAACAACAUCAAAAUUCAAACGAUAUCUCACAGCUCAACUACCAAGUUGUCAGCAUUACUGUAAAGGAGAAACAUGAAAAUAAACGUACCAAAGGCUUUCAGUGUCGGUUUUGCGAUAAAGUCGUAUUAUCUCGUUUCCGAUUGGACUCACACAUUCAGAGCCACCAUAUGGAUAAUAAAACGAGCUGUAAACAUUGUGGCCGAAACUUUACAUCAUUUCAACGAUUGGAUAAUCACGUGAAGCGAUGUACAUCAAACAAUAAAAAACGACCUUACUUGCGAAGUCAUCCACAUCGUCCGACGGAGAAUUUUACAUGCGAUUUAUGCGGCAGCGUUCUGAAAAAAUUUCGCACACUUUUCGAUCAUAUGAAUGAAGUGCAUAGUUCGAAGUUCACUUUUAAAUGCCGUAUAUGCCAACGAAAGUAUCCCAGCCGCUAUUAUUUAACCAAGCAUUUGAACAGACAUAAGCAGGCCUUUGAAAAUCGUCUAGCCAACGAUGCAUCGAAUGUUGGUGAUUUGGACGAGCAUUUGAUGGAGCGACGAAAAUAUGCGCGAAUCCAUCCACAUCGACCGGCCGUUGAUUUUACAUGUGAUAUCUGUGGAAAGGCAAUAUCACGGUUUGACAUGCUCGAGGAACACAUGAGCAUAAGUCAUUCGGCACGAGACAGUUUUCAAUGUAAUAUAUGCCUCCGUACCUAUCCCAACCGUUACUUUUUGCAGAAGCACAAAGCACGUCACAAGAAUGCUGCUGCAAACGGUAUUGAGAUGCUGGAAGAGGAUUUAGAUAAAGGCCUGAUGGAAAGAAACAAAUAUCACCGACUUGCGCCGGGCGAGAGACGAUCUGAUCUGACCUGUGAUGAGUGUGGACGGGAAUUUAAACAUCAUUACCUUUUGAUGGAGCACAAAACUUCAAAGCAUUCCGGCGAAAGUGUUUUCGAAUGCAGAAAGUGUGGACGUUUUUAUCCAAACAGAUAUUAUUUGACGAAACAUAUGAAACGACACGAAGAAGCUGAGAAAUGUGGCAUUCCAGAAGAUCAACUGCCCCAAGAUUUGGACGUGGGCCUAAUGGAGAGAGCGAAAUAUGUGCGCGCCGAUCGAAAUGAGCGGAAAACAGUGUUCGAUUGCGAUGAAUGCAGUAGAAGUUUCAAUAAAUUCUGCCUUUUGACAGAGCACAAACGAUCAAGGCAUGGAUAUGGUCUAUCUUGUCGUAAGUGCAAUCGUUCCUUUGCCAGUCGAAAAAAAUUUGCCAAACACAUGAAACGACAUGACCAAGAAAUUUCGGCUGAGAACGAUAGAAAUCCAAUUGAACAUGAGCCAUACGUUCAUACUAACGUAUAUGCAUAUCAACCGAAGCCCGAAUACGUUUGUAAUUCUUGUGGCCUGAAGUAUAAUACACACGAGCUUCUGAAGCUGCACAUGGCAUCAAAUCAUUCGAAUCAUCUAAACACGGCCAAUUUGGAAAUCAUUGAAAUACAACACAAUCUGAGUAUAAAACCAGAAUCGCACGAGAAAGUGGAAGAGGAAAUAGAAGAGGGAGUAGAAGAGAUAGUGAAAGAGGAGGAGAAAAUUGAAAAAGAAGAAGAAGAAAGAGGACGUGAAAAAAAUGGUGCCAGGAGAAGAAAAAUGGAAAAGCAAAAUAGAAAAGAAAAGGAACAACACGACAAUUCGGAUGAAGACCUCGUCCAAAGGGAAUACUUGCGCGCGCAUCCACAUCGUCCCGCAUCGAAUUUUACAUGUGAAAUUUGUCAAAAAGUCCUAUCCACCUACUAUUCAAUCAAAUUGCACAUGCGUUCAAGACACACACGAAAAGUUCGAGUGAAGCACCCAUGUCCAAAAUGUAACAAAGAAUUCGUGUCGAAGAUACGCUUAGAAAAGCACCGAAUUUCAAAGCAUCCCAAUGUUCCAGAUGCUCCACUAGAUGCGCCAGCAGAAGCUUCCAAGUCGAAAGGUGUUGAAAGCAAACAAAUGUGUAGCAUCUGCGGCCGUCUGUUCCCGGAUAAAUCGAAAAUGAUUGCACACGAGAAAACGCAUCUGGGCAUAAUGACAUCAUGUAAUAUUUGUGGCAAAAAAUUCAUGCACAAAACUUACCUUCGGAAACAUAUUAUGGGCGUGCAUACCAAUGAACGACCGUUUGCCUGUGGAAUUGACGGAUGCGAAUGGCGAUUCUCUUAUCAGCCAUGUCUGAAGCGACAUCAAGCACGUCGACAUGGCUUGGUCAACAAUCCAAAUCAAUGUCCGAUUUGUGGAAAAUGCUUUCCAGAUAGUACCUACCAUCUCAAGAGGCAUCUCAAAGCCCAUGCAAAUAACACGGCCAAAGAAUAUUUCCCCGAACCAACACAAGAUCCAUCACAACCAACAACCAUUCGCUUCGAGUGCGAUUAUUGUGCGGAAAAAUUUGCAUCACGAGCUGCCCGCAUCAAUCACACACUCACCCAUUUCCAGAACAAAAAUUGCUUCACUUGUAAUAAAAUGAUGAUUUGCAUCAGUGGUGACUGGUACGCAUUGCAUGCUUCGGCCGAAUGCGAUAAGGAAAACAUUGAUACACCCAAUGUCAUUGAUGUUGACGUCAAAACGGAAGCAAUCGAUUACACACAAGAGGAUGCAGUGAGCCUUAAAUCAGAAGCCAACGAAUAUGCAUGCUCGGCAUACUCGGAUGACACCAGAGAAGACAAUAUAUUCGAACAGUCGCCAGUUCAUUUCCAAAGUCACAUUGAAGUGAGUUCAUUGCCAGAAAUUGUGAUACCGCCGGUUGUAAAACAGAAAGAAGUAAAACAGGAGCCAAUGCAUGCAGUGACACGGAAGCCACGAAUAGUCUCAAAACCAAUCAGCAAAAUUGAGACUCCUACAGAGAGCACAAAUGAAACAGACAUCAAACCGGCGCGACGACAGCGAAAAAAGGUGAUAUACAAAGCAACGUUCCUCGAUCAUCGACCGAAAGCAUCGUGUAUCUGUGAUGUGUGCAAUAAAACCUUGGGAACAUUUUCAUCGCUUCGAAAUCAUAUACUCAACAUGCAUUGCGAAAGCGAACGGAGUGAACGAGUGUCGUGUGAUGAAUGUGGCCAAACUUUUUCAACGCCAGGCAAUCUGAAUUCACACAAAAAGAUUCAUUUGAAAUGCAAGGCGUAUGUUUGCACGUAUUGUGGCCGGGGUUUUAAUCAGCUGCACAAUCUUAAAGAGCAUCAAAAUCGCCAUACUGGAGAGAAACCCUACAAAUGUGAACGAUGUGGGAAAACAUUCGGCCGAAAGACAAAUCUCACAGCACACACACGAGUACAUACCGGGGCAAAGCCAUUCAAGUGCAAUAUCGAAGGAUGUGAUCGUGCUUACAUGUUUGAGAUCGAUUUGAAACGGCAUAAGUACAGCAUACACGGGAUUUUCACCAAGAAACAUAUUUGUCCAAUUUGUUCAAAGGUUUAUCCUGAAAAUAAGCUUUUAAAAAAACACCUCGACUCUCAUUCGACAGGCAAUAUUGGAUAGGUAGCAUCUGAAGUUUAACAAAAACACUUGGAAUCACAUUCGGCGGGAGUAAUUACCUAAUUUUGCUUAGUUCCACCAAGUUGAUUUACAAGCAGGACAGUAUUGAUUGAUAUCGUGGACAUCUGGAGCAUUGAGUACACUGUGUUUGAUACUAAGCUGAAUAUUUCUGUGGUUCAACCAUUGCAUAUUAUUUUAACCAUUUGUUCCAUUUCUUUCCACUAAUUUUAAUAAAUAAGAUAAGAAGCGGA